UUGAUCUCCUUCUCUUCAGGGCUGAGGCCAGAUCAGUGAGGAUGGACUACGAGGUCUUGGUCUCCAGUAAAGAGUGUCCUGAUGCACCUGAGGUCAGGUCAUUCCAGAACGGAGUCAGUACAAUUCUUCCCUGUAAACAGACAGAAAUCUUCAAACUAAACGGCACAAAGGACGUUCGAUGGAUGAAGGACUGCCAACCAGUGCGGCGGGAAGGAGAGGCCCCCUCUGUGGAUGAACGAGGCGACAUGAUGCUGCCGGAGGCCUCAGAGAGCGACGCUGGAAACUACACCUGCCUGGUGGACGUUAGCCUGAAUGGAAGAACGUACACGGCUGCACGCAGCAUCCAGCUCGCUGUCACCGACCCUGAGAUCCCUGGUACGGUCCAGGUGAUCACCCCUCAACAGGACGUUGUCAUGGUGAAAGUCGGUACGAGAGCAGAGCUGAAGUGUCUGGCCUACACAGGCUUCGCUGAGGAAAAUGAAACUUCAAUGUACUGGACUGUGGAUGGGUCUUUCACUGAAGAACACAAGGGGCUCAGUGAGUCCUGGGGAUUUUUUACUGACAGGGGAAAGGUGUACGCCCGGUCCACUCUGUCCAUCUCUAACGUCCGUCAUCAGUUCCUGAAUGUCCCCAUUAAAUGCAUUAUAAUGAACCCAGGUGGAGAAGAUGUCGGCGUGGUGUGGCUUCAAGAAGCGGACCACAGCGCCCUCUACAUGAGUGUGGCUGCCUCCCUGGCUACUCUGGUCCUGGCUGCCUCCUUCUUCUUCUUUAAAGUCGACCUGGUUUUGGCUUACAGGAAACUUUUGAGACAUUUUCUGAAACAACAAGUUCCUGAUGGGAAACUGUACGACGCCUACGUGAGCUUCCUCCAUCCUGACAACCUGAGUGCAGACGUGACGGCGAGCUUCGCCCUGAACAUCCUGCCUGAGCAGCUGGAGAAUCAACAUGGCUACUCGCUGUACAUCAGAGGACGGGACGACUGUCCUGGAGAAGCGAUGCAUGAUGCCAUUGCUGCUGCAGUCCAUCAGUGCCGCAGACUGAUAAUCAUCCUGUCUUCUGAUGAUAAAACAAGGGAAACGUCGCCCUUACAGGAGAACCAAAAGCAGCUGUGCUACGAGCAGAAAGUUGGCCUUUAUGACGCCCUGACCCAGAAGGAUCCCCGAGUGAUUCUGGUGGAAAUUGAUGGUCCUGUGGAUUACAGUCGUCUACCAGAGUCUCUGCGCUACAUAAAGAGGAAACAAGGAGCCUUGAAAUGGAAGAAAGUUUUCCUUGGAACACACAAACUCACUGAAUUACACUCAAACAGAAAGUUCUGGAAGAACCUCAGAUACCACAUGCCCCCAGUGCCAGCAAGAAGACUCCAGACUGUUGUCUGAACCAAGUGAAAAACGUUUUCAACGUUUGGUAUCCUAACGUUCUGCGGAUGGGAAGAAUCAGAGAUGUUCUGUUUACAUGAGGACAUUCAGGCCUGUUUCCUGGAACUCUUUAAUUCUACAGUCAUCAUCCAUCGGUCAUCAUCACCUUCAUUCAGUAACAGGAGGAUCGUUAUAAACUAACUGGACUGACUGCCUGCACAGGGAUUUUCAUGUUUACAACAAGGAUGGAAAAACUUCUAUUGGAUUUCUUAUUGGAAUAAAACAGGAAUGAUACAGCUGUUGAACAGACUUUUCCUUGGUUCUUGCUUUUAAGAACUACAGGUUUAACACCAGAGACGCCGCUAUUAUUCUGAUGUUGCAUCAAUCACCAGAGAUGCGUUUAAGUCUUGAGAAUCACAAGCUACUGUAUGUGUUUAAUAUGUGACAAUAAGCCUGUCUUGAAGUAUUUGAAGGGAUAUUUAUUUUUUUAUUGACAAAUUUGUUGUAGAUUUAAGUACAUAACAAAUAGUUCUCUUUUUAACCUAGAAACUGAUAUCAGCCUGUGUUUACAUUGUCUUUUUGAUGUACUGUGAAUUCUGUGAAUAUCAUUCUGAACACAUGUGACCUUUUUUUCUGUCAUCUCUGUCUUUGUGACUAAGUGAAAUGCACUGUUGUAGUAUAUAAACAUUAACAAUAAU
Molecule: messenger RNA, 2053 nt
Organism: Stegastes partitus (bicolor damselfish)
Lineage: Eukaryota; Metazoa; Chordata; Actinopteri; Pomacentridae
Gene: il1rl2
Product: interleukin 1 receptor-like 2
Exons: 9
Coding region: 42-1376 (444 amino acids)
Biological process (GO): signal transduction
Source: RefSeq, a predicted model, not a curated record